Messenger RNA from Cyprinus carpio (common carp), 2554 nucleotides. RefSeq names its product transcription factor Sox-9-B. The record is from RefSeq and is a predicted model, not a curated record. Gene Ontology annotation, molecular function: RNA polymerase II cis-regulatory region sequence-specific DNA binding; DNA-binding transcription factor activity, RNA polymerase II-specific. Gene Ontology annotation, biological process: morphogenesis of an epithelium; heart development; positive regulation of chondrocyte differentiation. Gene Ontology annotation, cellular component: nucleus. NCBI's taxonomy places the organism in Eukaryota, Metazoa, Chordata, Actinopteri, Cypriniformes, Cyprinidae.
GAGAGAGAGGGAGCAGAACCUCUCCACGUCUCCACACACAUACCUGCACUCAGUCAGGAUUUGUCCUCGUCUCAGAGAUACAUGUCGUGCUGUGUGGUGUGAGUUUAUUUUCCCGAUCUGAGCAGUUCUGGGGGACUUUGGACACUCGGAGCCCCUUUGCGCACGGCCGCGCGCGCGUUGACGCACUCCUCUGAGGACUUUACAGCUGCGCUAGAGUUUCCAGCACUCACCCUUCUGCAUGAAUCUCUUCGACUCCUACCUGAAAAUGAGCGACGAGCAGGACAAGGGUCUCUCCGACGCGCCCAGCCCGAGCAUGUCCGAGGAUUCCGCCGGGUCUCCGUGUCCGUCCGGAUCGGGCUCGGACACCGAGAACACCCGCCCGGAGGAGCACCUGGGAGAGUUUAAGAAGGACGAGGACAAGUUCCCCGUGUGUAUCAGGGACGCGGUGUCUCAGGUGCUGAAGGGCUACGACUGGACCCUGGUGCCCAUGCCUGUGCGAGUGAACGGCGCGCACAAGAGCAAGCCGCACGUCAAGAGACCCAUGAACGCGUUUAUGGUUUGGGCUCAAGCGGCGCGCAGGAAACUGGCGGACCAGUAUCCACACCUGCACAACGCCGAGCUCAGCAAGACCCUCGGCAAACUCUGGAGGUUACUGAAUGAGGGCGAGAAGCGUCCAUUUGUGGAGGAGGCCGAGCGUCUGAGGGUCCAGCACAAGAAAGACCACCCCGACUACAAGUACCAGCCCAGACGGAGAAAAUCAGUGAAGAACGGCCAGAGCGAGAGCGAGGACGGCGAGCAGACCCACAUCUCCCCCAACGCCAUCUUCAAAGCCCUGCAGCAGGCCGACUCUCCCGCGUCCAGCACGGGCGAAGUGCACUCUCCGGGAGACCACUCAGGUCAGUCCCAGGGUCCCCCCACACCUCCCACAACCCCCAAAACGGACCUGCCGUCCAGCAAAGCGGAUCUCAAGCGCGAAGGCCGUCCGCUGCAGGAGGGCAUCGACUUCGGGGCUGUAGACAUCAGUGAGCUGAGCAGUGACGUAAUCUCCAACAUGGAGCCGUUUGACGUCAAUGAGUUCGACCAGUACCUGCCUCCUCACGGACACCCGGGGGUCAGCAGCAGUGCCCAGGCGUACUCCACCGGCUACGGACUCAGCACUCAGGCCGGAGGGGCCUGGAUGGCCAAACAGCAGCAGCCGUCGAUGGCCAACAGCGGCGAGCAGAGCCAGGGCCAGCAGCGGACGCAGAUCAAGACAGAGCAGCUGAGUCCCAGCCACUACAGCGAGCAGCAGCAGGGCUCCCCACAGCACGUGGCCUACGGCUCCUUCCACCUGCAGCACUACAGCACCUCCUACCCCUCCAUCGGCCGCACGGGGUACGACUACGCCGAGCACCAGAGUCCCGCCAACUCCUACUACAGCCAGUACCCCGCUUUCAGCUACAUGAGCCCCGGCCAGAGGCCCCUGUACACCCCUAUCGCCGACACGGCGGGCGUCACGUCCAGUCCGCAGCACUGGGAGCAGCAGCCCGUCUACACCCAGCUGUCCAGGCCCUGAGGGACUAAGCGGCUGUCCUGGGACGCUCGCAGCUCGGUGGGAAAAAGCUGGAAAAGUACUGAAACAAACGGAAUGGCUCCCAACUGUGCCUUUUGAAAUUGUGAUUAUAUUUUUCUAGAUAUAAUGAGACAAGAGAAGUCCUCUGUGAGGACAGAUUCCAGAUAAUUAUUUUAGUAUGUACUGUGUAUGUGUUACGUGUGUUUUUCGGAAUGGGGGGAUUUAUACGCAGCUGUCUGUGGCCUCCCGGACUUCACCCUGGUGAUAUUUCUGUAAAGACUCGUUUGCCUGAUAUUUCUCCUCUGUAUAUAUUUGUGGGGGUUUCUUAAAACUUGGGCAAAGCAUGUUGAUUUGUCAUCAUGAGUAGGUGCUUCUAGAGUCUGUGCCUAGGCUUUGCCAUAUCACUUGAGCUCGUUUCUGUGAAAACUGCCUCUAGAGUCCGUCUGUGCCUACAGAGAUCACACUGCCAGAGGAGGAACAGGAAGUGCCCUUUGACCUGAGGCUCCUCAGCAGCUCGCCAUUGGUCAGACUGUCAUUCCUCCAGUCUUAACCUCUUUAAUUUAUUCAUUAGUGUUCAUUUGACUUGAAAGUAAUACUAUUUGCAUUCUAUCAUUUACUUGGGCUUCGUACGACUAUUUGUGACAAAAUGUUUCCGGACAUGAUUGCGAUUUAGUUGUAGUGCAAACUUUAACCAUCUCAUUUAUUUAUCAUUUCUUAAUGUUUCCAUUUCAAAUGUUCCUUUGAUAAUCUAGUUUUGUGAAACCUGAUCAAAACCUUUUAUAGAAACAACUGGAACUUGUGGUUUUUGUUUGUUUUUUUGGUUUCUCAAACAUGUUGACUUCUGCAGGCUGUUAGCUACAUCUCUACGAAAAACACCAGCAUUUAUUUCCUUUCCCUUGUUUUUUAUGUCAUUAAGAAAAACUGUAAAACAUGCCACCGUCUUAAAAGAAGCUUAUCUUUUGUAUCAUAUUGUUUGCAAUAAAAAGAAAGAUACUGAAAAUA